Molecule: messenger RNA, 345 nt
Organism: Arachis stenosperma
Lineage: Eukaryota; Viridiplantae; Streptophyta; Magnoliopsida; Fabales; Fabaceae
Exons: 4
Coding region: 1-345 (114 amino acids)
Biological process (GO): maturation of LSU-rRNA from tricistronic rRNA transcript (SSU-rRNA, 5.8S rRNA, LSU-rRNA)
Cellular component (GO): cytosolic large ribosomal subunit
Molecular function (GO): RNA binding; structural constituent of ribosome
Source: RefSeq, a predicted model, not a curated record
AUGCUGAGGAUGCACAGGAGAGACAGAUGCGUGGAGGGAGGAAGACCGAGGAAGAAGGAGGAGUCGCUGUUCGCGCUGCUGCGCCUAGUCUCCGUUCAUGGAGUCACCGUCGUCGCCGCUAUUCGGGGUUGUGUCACUGAGCCCCUGUUGCUGGAAAAUAGCACUGCCUCGCUGGGAUCCACUUCCGGCAUAGCAAAGUCAAAUAAAUACCCAAAUUUUAAGAGCAUAAAGGAGCUAAUCUAUAAGAAGGGACACAUGAAAAUAGAGAAGCAGAAAGUUCCAUUGACAGAUAAUAACAUUAUUGAGCAGGAAUUAGGGAAGUAUUUACUGUUUAUUAAUGAAUAA